AUGACGAGCACGUGGUGCUGGUGCAAGACCUGCGCUAGGAAUUUCGUAGAUUGGAAUGCACUCCAACAACAUUGGGAGUCAAACUAUGCCCACAUUGAAGAUCAUCAGUUCUGCAAUGUCUGUCAAGUUUGGUGCCCUGACGAGAAGGGCUUGGCGAGCCACUUGAAAAACCCGAGGUAUCAUAAUAUCUGCUUUACCUGCGAAAUGGAUUUCGGCGCCGACAGAACAGCAUGCGACCUUCAUAUGAGGGAACAUGGGAAAUGUCCAUUCCAAGGUUGUGGCAAGGUCUUCCAGCCGGAUCAGCUUAAUGAGCACCUCCAAUACGCACAUCUCCACUGUCAAAAGUAUUUCCCGUCUCCCGACGAGUUGGUGAGGCACUACCGCCUACUCAAAACCUGGGCGCUCGGAGUCCAACAUUUUUAUUGUUCCAAAUGCUUCUUAGACUUCGAAGACAAUACGAGCUUGGAAAAUCAUUACUUCGACUCCCCCGCACAUUUUUACUGUCUCGUCUGCAAAUUACACAUGUUUAGCAAAAAGGAGCUGCAUAACCACUUCACACGCUGGGUAAUAGAACCUCAUUACUAUUGUGGAAAGUGUUUCACUCCUUUUCGAACUGAGCAAGAGUAUGUCCUGCAUACCACAUCGAACCCCGGUACACAUUCAUACUGCCAUCAAUGCCGUGAGAUCUUCCCUCAGAAAGCAGCUCUCGUUGCCCACAAACGCUUGAGCCCAGCCCACAACUACUGCGAGACUUGCGAUAAAGACUUUGAAGACGAGGAUUUCCUGAGCCUGCAUUUGCAGAAACAGCACAACCACUGCAAGAUGUGCAAUCAAUCUUUCGAUACUCUUGACGAAUUGGAGAACCACAAACGGCUAGGCCCAAUCCACCAAUAUUGUAUUGAAUGUGAAAAGGACUUUGUGGAUGCCGACAUUUUGACACUUCAUCGACGAGCAAAACACGAUUACUGCGGUAUUUGUGAUAAGGUGUUCUCCUCCCCGAUGGAACUAAAUGAGCAUGUAUCUACUUUACACCACUACUGCGAAAGAUGCAACCGAUGUUACGAGUCCCUUGACGCUUUCGAGGAACAUAUGGCUCAAAGCAGUAACCAUAAGCACCGCUGUCUAAAAUGCGAUUUCGAGUCCGCAGAUCUUGAAGAUGUGGUGAACCAUGACCACGACCAGCACCCUUGUUGCGAUUUGUGUCAUAUUGAGUUCGGAGAAAAGCUAGGUUUCGAGGCUCAUAUCAGUGAUUAUCACCUCAAGGAGGUUAAGGAGAUUAAUGAGGUAACAUGCGAGGACACUCGAACAGAAGAGCCCAGCCCAAUUGGCAUCGGGAAGACGUGUAUCGCUUGUCAGGAGAGCUUCUCUUCAAAAUUAGCUCUAGUUGCUCAUUGCGAGGAAGGAGAUUGCUGGACGGGCUUUUACGAUGUUCUAAGCCGCGAAGAUGGCAGCAGAUCCUUCACCACUGAUUCUAUCACGAAAGCUACAGCCAAGGAAGCUAGUGUUGAGACUCCUAAGGGGUCCCAUGAUUGGUCGGGUUAUAGUUUAAGUUUCGCGGAGAGGGAAGCUCUCGCCGCCCUCGCAGCUCACCAUGAUAGCCCUGACCAUCGGCUGAUGCGUUUCAAAUGCCCGCACCCGUUCUGUGGAGAUUUAUUUUCUACGUUCGGUGAGCUGUUGAGCCAUUUAAACGCUAUGGAGUGUGGCAUCUGGGUGGAAGAAUGCGGGAAUGCGGGUCUAGACCAUCUGAGGGCAUACCUGUCUUAACUGUUGUCCUUGUGGAUGUCCUAUGAAUCUGCGUGUGGGGGUUUUAAGUUCAGGAGGUGAUGUGGUGUACUGAAUAGCAAAGAGAGGUGGCACUAUGGCUGA
This is a messenger RNA of Hypoxylon trugodes, 1866 nucleotides long. RefSeq lists its product as uncharacterized. The transcript is spliced from 3 exons. The record is from RefSeq and is a predicted model, not a curated record. Bases 1 to 1764 code for a protein of 587 amino acids. Gene Ontology annotation, cellular component: nucleus. Lineage: Eukaryota; Fungi; Ascomycota; Sordariomycetes; Xylariales; Hypoxylaceae. Gene Ontology annotation, biological process: regulation of transcription by RNA polymerase II. Gene Ontology annotation, molecular function: RNA polymerase II transcription regulatory region sequence-specific DNA binding; DNA-binding transcription factor activity, RNA polymerase II-specific.